Messenger RNA from Penicillium oxalicum, 3792 nucleotides. Its product is annotated as GRAM and VASt domain-containing protein. Gene Ontology annotation, cellular component: mitochondrion; endoplasmic reticulum membrane; plasma membrane. Gene Ontology annotation, molecular function: sterol transfer activity; sterol binding. Gene Ontology annotation, biological process: intracellular sterol transport. NCBI's taxonomy places the organism in Eukaryota, Fungi, Ascomycota, Eurotiomycetes, Eurotiales, Aspergillaceae. The coding region runs from base 1 to 3792 and encodes 1263 amino acids. The record is from RefSeq and is a predicted model, not a curated record. The transcript is spliced from 2 exons.
AUGGGAGACUCUGCAUCGUCCAGUCUCAAAGAGACCAGUAAUCGGCCUCUGCGAGCGUGGACCAUGUCGGCGAGUUCAAAUUCAAUGGAUCGCUCGAGUCGGAGCAACGAUCGUUCCUCUGUCGAUUCAACGGAACGGCCCAAAACUCAAGGAGGUGAAGCGGCUGAUUCCGCCAAGGCUGGCUCCAGCGGAUUCUCCAAGCUCAUCAGCUCCCGGCGGAAGAACAAAAAGAAAAAGAAUCACGACGAGCUCUCAAGUGACGCGCCACCUGUGCCCGAAGUCCUCCUCGAGCGAAACCUGCGUCAAAGCCAAUCCAACGACUCCCGCAGCAGUGCUUCCGGCAUUCAAUCAUCGAAUACCAGCUUGAUUAUGCCGGAAAAUGAGCCUAUCAACCUCUUGACUGAUGAUUCUGAGCCCGAAAGGACUCCACCCCUCACCUCUCACAACUCCCAUGCCGGAUUCUACACCUUAUCCUCGCCACUCAUCAAGACGACUCCAGUCGACAAUGGCAAUACGAUAGCGAGUCAAGCUGAUGUCGAUUCGGUUGCCAGUGGGACGAGCGGAGUUGGAUCCGAGUCCGCGCCGAGUGACGCGGGAGAUCGCCACUCGAGGCCGGGGACACAAUCCAGUAUGACGCUCGAUGUCCCGGCUGAUGCGGGUAGUAAGCGUCGCAGUUCAUCGCCAGGACGGCGGAUCAAGGAUGUUCUGGGCUCUGCCGAUAAGAAGAAUGUGACCGCAAAGGACGACGCGUCCACAAAGUCCUCAAGCAGUCGAAGUGCACGUAGCUUGUUCAGCAGUCGUCGAAGCAGUCUGUCGAAAAAGCGCGCAUCAACCACCUCGGAAGUUCCGCCAUCGCUGCCCGAGCCAAUUCGAACGGACCUGACAGAGAAACCCCCCCGCGAAAGAUCUUUGCAAGCAAGUCCAAUGCCCAAAACUCCUCCUCAGAACGCCAUCGUGGCGCCAGAAACCACAGUCACGCCUCCGACCCCGACAGAUCAUCGCCCUCUCAUUCCUCCGUUGUUAUCGAAUGUCGUAACCGACUCUCCCGAGUCCAUCGGGUCCCGUGCCUCUUUGUCAGGUCCCGAGACUGGCAUUGCUGUAAGCCCCUCUGGAAAUAUGAUAUCGCACCGUAGGGCCCGCUCGGCCUCGGCCGCUCAUGUGCCUAGCAAAUUGUCAACUUCUGUGACCGCUCUCAGCCCCCUGGAAGAAGCGAAAACACCCAAAGUAGGAUCCGGUCCACAAGGCGGCUUCUUUUCGUCGGUCUUCUCGGUGGCUCAGAACGCGGCCACAUCGUUGAGUAAUACUCUCAACUCCCAACAAAAGAGCCGCGGGAAUACCCCUAGCACCAACCCCAAGGAGGAGAACCCUACCCCCCACAACGCCGAUGAUCUAUCAGGUCGUGCCAAUAAAGGCGAGGAGCAAAAGACGACCACAGUCGAACCGCUUGGUUCGGGGAACCUCAAUUUCAGCCAUUUAGGCAUCGAAAAUUCAACCGGCGAAGGUGUGUCCGGAGCAGAUGGAAGCCUUCUCUCGAAGCAAACGCCCUCCGCAGCAAAGCGCAGAAACACGACAAUGAAUGAUCGAGACGAAGAGGCGGCCAGGCUUGAACAUCAACGGGCAGCCCGCGCGGUACAUCAGGCUUACGAGAAACCCGAUCCUUCCGCCAUCGGAUCUCCAAGUGAUGACGCAUUGGACGUUCAGUCCACUGUGUCUCUACCCAAAGAAGGCGCGUCAUUUACCGGGGACCAAACUCCCCCAAAUGGCAGCGUUGUUGACGGUGAUAUUGGCAGUGGUAGCAUCCGGCGCACUGGGAGUGUGCGUAGUCGCCUUGCACGACGCCAUCGUGGAUCUUCUGGCGCGACUGCCUCCACCAUUGGCGCAAUUGGCGCCACUGGUCUGGCUCUUGGUGUUUCCGGCAUUAAUGCCAGCGUUCCUCGGCUGACAGGCUUUGCUGUGACCAGCAAAAAACGGAACAGAGACUUUCAUCAAUUAUUCAGAAGCGUGCCCGAGGAUGACUACCUAAUUGAGGAUUACAGCUGCGCACUACAACGAGAGAUCAUCCUGGCCGGUCGAAUCUACAUCUCCGAAGGCCAUAUCUGUUUCUCAAGCAACAUCCUUGGCUGGGUGACUACGCUUGUCAUUAGCUUCGACGAAAUAGUGGCCAUUGAGAAGGAGACUACGGCCAUGGUCUUUCCGAACGCAAUUGCUAUUCAAACUCUUCAUGCUCGUCAUACUUUCCGCAGUUUGCUUAGCCGAGAAUCGACCUACGAUCUGAUGGUCAACAUAUGGAAGAUCAACCAUCCUGCGCUCAAGAGCUCAGUGAACGGUACGCGCGUAACUGAUGGCACUGGCGACAAGACCGAAAAAGUGGGAGAUGCCGAGUCGGAAAGUGAUGAGUCCGAUGAAGAUGAGGUCUAUGAUGAGGAUGAGGAAGGGGACAAUGGGGACAGUUUCUUUGAAGCCGGCCCCAGCGCGAACGCCAGUGAGAGAUCAUUGCCAGCUCGCGGAAGCCUGAGUCGCCAAGCCUCGGGUAACCUCGCCACUGCACCCGCACCCGCCGCUACAUCGAAUGGAUAUUCCGAUGUGAAAAAUGGCGAGAAAUCGACCACGUCGAAGGAAGCGGACUUCCCAGGGCCAGCAACGCACGCCCCCACUGAAUACAGCGAACCAGAUGGGCAGUAUGAGAAGGUCAUUAAAGAUGAACUCAUCCCCGCACCGUUAGGAAAGGUUUACAACCUGGUUUUUGGACCCGCCUCGGGCGAAUUCAUGACGAAGUUCCUCGUGGAUAACCAAAAGUCUGGAGAGCUGCAAUUCGAAGGCACCCCGAAGGGACUGAGUAACGAAAGCCGGACCCGAAAGUACUCCUAUAUCAAGCCCCUCUAUGGCUCCAUUGGUCCCAAACAAACCAAAUGUAUCAGUACUGAAACUUUGGACUUUUUGGACCUGGAGAAGGCUGUUCUUGUGACUUUGAGCACUCAGACACCGGACGUGCCCAGCGGAAAUGUUUUCGCGACGAAAACCAAAUACCUUUUCACCUGGGCUGCUGGCAACCAAACACGCUUUUUGAUGACAUGCACCAUUGAAUGGACCGGCAAGAGCUGGCUGAAGGGUCCUAUUGAAAAGGGUGCGAUCGAUGGUCAGACCACCUUUGGUACUGAUCUUCUAAAAACCCUCAAGGUUGCAGUCGUUCCCCGAGGUCGGACUAAUGGUGUCGCCAAAGGGAAAGGGCGGCGUAAGAAGGGCGGCUCAGCGUCUAGUGAGAGUGCCACCAGCGCCGUCUCAAAGACUGCUGCGGACUCGGCGCCUAGUCAAAAGAAGACUUGGAUGGCUUUUCAUCCCCAGUUGAACGCCAAUCUCGCAGUAUUAGUGGUUGGUAUAUUGCUAUACUUGGCCUUUUUCCGUGCACCAUCCGUCUCGUCACGACACAGCCACGACGCAAACUUUUCUGGACUGAGUCUCCCUCAACGGCUUGCUGCUUACGAAGAAAUGUGGCACCGAGAGGAGAGCGAGUUGUGGAAUUGGUUAGAGGAUCGGGUGGGCAUGGAUGGUAUGACGUUCCCGGUUCUUCCUCAUCGCGCCUCCGAUGAUCACGCAGGUCGCCCACGCUUUCGCCUCAGUCCUGCGGAUGAGCGCGAUCUGCUGACUCGCAUACAAGAUGAGCAAGUCUCUGACCGAGAGAUGGACCACGCCAUCCGAACCACACGUCAGCGACUCGAUGUUCUCGAGCAAAUGAUGAGCAGCCGCAGAGCCGCACGCGUAUCCGCGCGUGAACCACUGCAAAGCGAUCAAUAA